CGCUCGGCCGCUCCAAUCUCUCUCCCGAAAAAAACCCUAAACCCCAUCGCCACCUCGCCGCCGGCGAUCUACGCCGCCGCCGCCAUGUUCGGGACCCCGUCCUCCUCUCCCCUCUUUGGGACCCCAUCCUCCACACCAGCCUUCGGGACCCCCUCCGCCACCCCGGCCUUCGGCACGCCUUCCUCCACCCCCGCAUUCGGCGCGCCGUCGUCCACCCCGGCCUUCGGCACGCCCUCGUCGACGCCCGCCUUCGGGGCCCCGUCUUCGACCCCGGCGUUCGGGACCCCAUCGUCAACCCCGGCGUUCGGGACCCCAUCGUCGACUCCGGCAUUCGGCACGCCGUCGUCGACGCCCGCAUUCGGGGCCGCGUCCUCGGCCCCAGCGUUUGGCGGGCUAUCGGCUUUCGGGACGCCCUCGUCGACCCCGGCGUUCGGCGCGCCCUCGUCGACCCCGGCGUUCGGCGCGAGUCCUUCGCCCUCGCCCUUCGGGUUCCAGCAGCAGGCGACGCCGUCCCCGUCGCCGUUCGGCAUGCUCGGGGGAGGGGCCGGGCAAAUCACCACCCAGAUGGCCCCCGUCGCUCCGCUGCCGCUCUCUCCGUCCGACCGCGACAUCCAGGCUAUCGUGGAUGCGUACAAGGAGGACCCCGGGAACCCCCGGUAUGCUUUCAGGCAUCUGUUGUUCAGCGUGACAGACCCUUCACAAAGGGUGAAGCCAGUUGCAGCAUCAGAUAUUAUGUGGGCUGAAGCAAUGGGGAAGCUUGAGUGCAUGGACAGUGCAGAUAGGGAGAGGCUGUGGCCUCAGCUUGUGCAGGGGUUUAAAGACCUCUCCCACCGGCUUAAGCUUCAAGAUGAAGUCAUAGUGUCGGAUACUGAUAGAUUGAGCAUGACUAACUCUAAUGUUAAGAAGCUGCAAAGGCAUUUCCAAGCUCACACGUAUCCAUGGAUCCAGCGAUUGAAGCAGCAAGAGCUUGUUAUUCAGAGACGUCUUUUAAGGUUUGUUAGAAUAGUGGAGACGUUGGAGAAUAGGGGUUACCGCAGUCCUUUAACGAAGGAGGAAGCUGACUUAUAUGAAAGAUUGGUUGCCAUAUUAAAGCAGCUAAAAGGACCUAAUGCUGAUCUGUCUAAGAGAGUUAAUACACUUCUUUCAACGUCACAUAUUCUGGCUAGCACUGGUGGUGCUGGUGGUCCUGUAUAUAUUCCUAAUUCGGCCAAAGUUGAUGAACGUAGUGUUACAGAUCUUCUUGAGACCUUACAGCAGCAUACGGAGGCAGUUGCCAAGUUAGGUAAUGUGUUGAAGAGGGAUAUCAGGGACCUGGAGAUCAUCCAGUCAAAAGACAUGGAUAUGGCUGAAGACAGCCUUGGGAGAAGGGCACUGAAGAUAUAGGAUUGAAUCAAGGUCUUCAUCAAAGCUACUAAUAAGCAGGGUUUGAAAGGGAGUUCCAUCUCAUACGAGGAUCUGAGCCUCCGAAUGGUUUGGAGUAUUGACUAGAGAAAUCUACUGUGUAUCUGGCGCAGUCAAGCUUGAUUCUGCAUUCUUUUGGAAGCUAACCAUUGUCUGGUAGGUUGUGUGUCGGAAUGAGGCGGUAUUCUUGAACUUUGUCCUCGCGCUAACUACAUUUUGAGUGGUGUCAUGGUGGAAACUACGCCUUGGGCUGCUGAGCUCUUGUAACUUCCCCCGGGGAUGGAUGGUUUCGGCAGAUGGACCAUGAGUGCAUGUAAUCUUGAUCAUGCGUGGAUGUAAUCCUUGUUGUAAAAUACAUUCUGGAUGCUGUAGAUCAACCAUGGCUGUGGCCUGUAGCCUUGAAUGGUUCAUGCA
Messenger RNA from Panicum hallii, 1815 nucleotides. Its product is annotated as nuclear pore complex protein NUP54. Gene Ontology annotation, biological process: protein localization to nuclear inner membrane; nuclear pore organization; NLS-bearing protein import into nucleus. The record is from RefSeq and is a predicted model, not a curated record. NCBI's taxonomy places the organism in Eukaryota, Viridiplantae, Streptophyta, Magnoliopsida, Poales, Poaceae. Gene Ontology annotation, molecular function: structural constituent of nuclear pore. The transcript is spliced from 9 exons. Gene Ontology annotation, cellular component: nuclear pore central transport channel; nuclear pore. The coding region runs from base 85 to 1383 and encodes 432 amino acids.